Messenger RNA from Ectocarpus siliculosus, 819 nucleotides. NCBI's taxonomy places the organism in Eukaryota, Phaeophyceae, Ectocarpales, Ectocarpaceae. The record is from the annotation of a GenBank genome assembly.
UGAACUCGAACUCACACAUUACACCGUGGGCGCAGUCCUCAGGUUCCGCAGGUCUGGUACAUUAUCCACCGGGUAUCCUCACCAUUGAAUUUCGGCAGCAGUUUGUUGCGGACGGGGAGCUAUGUCUUCGAUUUUCGAGGCCUACGACGAGGAGUUCUUGGCUCUCACCCAGGACAUCGGCAACAACAUCAGCCACUUGAACACCUACGAGACCGACGCCGGGAAAAAACGAACGCAGUUGACGCACAUCGAUGCCCUCGUGGGGCAGGCCGGGGAUCUGCUUAAGCAGAUGGAGAUCGAAGUCCGCAGCACGCAGGAUGCCGCAAGCAAGAAAGAGCUGCAGGGCAAGAUCGCCAGCUACAAGAAGACGCUCCAGUCUUUGCGAGGGGACUACCAGCGGGCUGUGGAGAAGCAAGAGCGGGAGGGGCUUCUGGGAGGGAGAGAGGCGGCGUUCGCGCAGGGCGGCGCCUCGCAGGAGCAGCGGGAUCGACUGCUGCAAACGACCGACCGCCUGGACGGGCAGAGUCGGCGAUUAGAGGACAGCAAGAGAACCAUGAUGGAGAUUGAGGACACCGCAAUGGAAAUCACGACGGAGCUGGGACGGAACCGAGAGAAGAUCGGAGAGGUGCACGACAAGGUGCGAGAUGUGUCAGGCAUGACUACAAGCGCGCGCCGACUGGUUCACAACAUGAACCGACGAGAGGUUCAACAGAGAUGCAUCAUGUACGGGAUCGGGCUCGUGCUAGUCAUCGGGGCGAUAGCAGCGGUGUACUAUACCAUGAAGAAUUGAAAGCGCGGCCUUCUGAACUCGUCGGCGAU